Messenger RNA from Colletes gigas, 1583 nucleotides. RefSeq names its product transducin beta-like protein 2. Gene Ontology annotation, biological process: endoplasmic reticulum unfolded protein response. Lineage: Eukaryota; Metazoa; Arthropoda; Insecta; Hymenoptera; Colletidae. Gene Ontology annotation, cellular component: endoplasmic reticulum. The record is from RefSeq and is a predicted model, not a curated record. Gene Ontology annotation, molecular function: protein binding. The coding region runs from base 385 to 1458 and encodes 357 amino acids. The transcript has 6 exons.
GGGAACGCGUUACCCGUGACUCAGUGUACACGAUGCCACGGCUUGGCUGCGAUAGACCACGUACCACGUAUAUACGCCCUUCUUUCUCCACGUUUUUUCCACGCUCGUGUUACCACCGCGACCGCGUUUACAUUGUCGCGUUUUCUUAACACGCGGUCACCGCGGCACACGUGACAUCUCACCGCUGUUUCGACGCCCGUCGUCGUUGCGCGGUGUAUCAGGGGACCAAAGUGUGUUGUUCGCGACAAAGAGAAGGCGCGACGUCCGAUGCCGUCGUCGGUACAACGGCCCACCCUCCCUCCACCGCGGCAGACAUCAAUUUUCAACCGAUAAACUGGGGGGGAAAAACAGCGGAACAGCAACACGUAAACAGUCCUUGAAGGAAUGACCGUACAUUUGGUGCUGGAGGAGGAUCGACAAAGGAUCGACGCGGACCGUCCGUUCGGCGAACGCGAUAGGACUGUAUUGUUAUGGUGUACAAAAGAACUGACUGUAAAGAAGAAGAGAUCGCUGCGUGUAAAUAUAGAGUUCGACCAUGCAACAUUGGUACGCUGGUCGCCGGAUGGCAAGGCUUUUAUCAUACACAAAGCUGUUGCGAACGCUAUAGAGGUCUACAAGAUUUCGAAAAAAUCGGAUGGCACUCUGGCUUCCGCGACAAAAGCAUUAGAAUUCCCAAAACGACAUACUGAAGAGGUAGUAGGCAUGGAUAUUGCAAGCACAGGAAAAUAUAUCAUCACAUGCAGCAAAGCAAACGAUCUCGUGAUAUGGGAUCUCAAGGGUCAGAUUCUAGCAAGCAUAGAAUUUUAUCUGGGAUUCAUUUACCGUGCACGUGUGUCGCCCUGCGGCCGUUUUGUCGGCGCCUCUGGGUUCACGCCGGACGUAAAUAUAUUCGAAGUAUUGUUCACUAAAACUGGAGACUUUCAAGUGAAUAAAGCCUUCGACCUCGCCGGUCAUUCAUCAGGAAUAUUAGACUUCGAUUUCAGCGCCGACAGUAGUUACAUGACUACCGUAUCGAAAGAUGGAACAUUCCGGUUAUACGAUACGAAAAUUGAAUUUGCGAAAGGAGAGGAUCCACACUUGCUUUUAACCGGAACGUGGGAGAGCGCAGCAACAGCUAAAGUCGCGCUAUCCCCUAACACUGAGGUUUUGGCAAUAGCUCAUGGAUCCUCGUUAAGUUUUUACUCCACCAUUGAUGGCUUGUUAGAUAAUACUAUAGAAGAUAUUUUUAUGGGUCCCAUAACGUGCCUAGCUUUCGACGCUUUGGGAGAGUACGUCUUGGUCGCUGGCGAUAAACAUAUAAAGGUCUUCCACAAUAUUACCGGUUAUCGAGUGGCGAUCGAAUCCGCGAAACGUAAGCUUGCACAGAAGCAAACGUCAGCGACGAAGGAACGCCUGGAGAAACUCAUCGUCGACAACAUGAAAUUUCUUGACGAGAUGGGAGAACCAUUCUCUCAAUAAAUCGAUCGCGAAGUUCCUCCCGUCGAAGGCGAAUAAUUUUUGAGAUUGAAAGUGCAUUUAAAGCAGCAUUAUCACUUGUGCAAAGAAAGAUUGUUUGUAACAUAAUUUUUUAAUGUACUUGAAUA